CGAUGAAAAAAAUAAAACUUGAAUCGUCACUCCUCCAUCUUCCCGAGCUGGAAGAGAAAACACCUGAGGGUCGUUUGCCAUUGGGACGCUUUCCCUUCCCUUGUGGAUAUCGCGCAGCCUGUAGCAUUAUUGGAUUGGCCGCGGCGGUAUCCCCGAUAGUAUCGGAUUCGGGGAGGGGCGUUCUCUACGCUCGGGGAAUGGCGGAGCAGCAGGCUGCUGUGCUGAGGAUUCAGUGUGGGAGAGAGAUGGGGAUUUAGCACAAUAAGAUAGAUCCCAGUCCUCUCUGUUUUCCACUCUCUCUCUCUCUCUCUGUUGUCGUUCUACAUCUCUGCUGCCUCUGGCCAUGGAUCCAGAGAAAACGUUGACGUUCUGCCUUGGACUCAAAGCAGAGGCGAUGACCAUCUCCCUGCAGGGGCCGGGAGGACCAGCAGCUACGACGACUGUGUCUCCAAAGGGUUCAGACAUGGGAACCAUCAACAAGGGGGUGAAGGACCAAGCUGGCUCAGGCAGCCAGCCCAUGCUCAGUCAUAAGUACUGCCCUGGUGUCAACAACAACCCAGGCUACCUGUGUGAGACCGGCCACUGCUGUGGGGAGACAGGAUGCUGCACCUACUACUACGAGCUGUGGUGGUUCUGGCUGCUGUGGACCAUCGUGAUUCUGUUCAGCUGUUGCUGUGCCUACCGCCACCGGCGGGCCAAGCUGCGUAUCCAGCAGCAGCAGAGACAGAGGGAGAUCAACCUGAUCGCCUACCAUGGAGCCUGCAACUACCCUGCCUCCAUGUUGGACCUCAGUUUCCUGGCCUCCUUCAAGCUGCCGUCCUAUGAGGAGGUGGCAGCCCAGCCCCCCUCACCCCCUCCAUCCUACAGCUCCGUCUUUGCUCUGCAGGGGGCAAUGGGGGGCGCCACCGCUUACACAGCCACCCCUUACGGUUCAGCCUACCCCCAUCACCACCAGCAACAACCCCUCGGCCCUCCCUCCUACUUGGUUAGCUCCACGCCGGGCCCAAGCGGUGCCGGUGGUGGCCUGACCUCAUCUCAGAGUUCAGACAACUACACCAGCUGCUCCUGCGAGUCCUGCUCCCUCCUCACCUCCCCAUCCAGCACCUCCUUCUCUGUCCAGGUGACCUACGAGACGGAUAAUACCAGCCAUGCCUCCACGCCCGGUAGCGAGGUUGGAGGAGGAGGGAGGGAGGUCCUGAGAGGCUUCCCCAGGGAGGGUUCAUCUCUGGAGGGAGUUGUGUCUGCCAGGUCCCCUUUGUCUCCUGGAGGAUAUCCAGCUCCUCCUCUGCCCCCUCCUCCACCUGAACUUCUACCUACACCUUCUCCCACAACGUCUUCUCCUCUCCCUCCCACUCUCCCCCCUCCCAAACUAUCUUCUCCCUCUCCACUUCCUCCUCCACAUCAUCCGCCACUCCCUCCACUCAUCCUUAUGGACCCCCUGGCUGUGCUGGCUGAGCAGAGAGGGGUAGAGGGCGGCCUGAGUGAGGGUGGGGUCACAGAGAGACAGAGCCCUUCCAUCCUCUCUCCCCCCAAGCCCACCCAGUCUCCCCCCAAACACGCCCUCUUCUCCACCAACGUGGACUUCUUCGAGCCCGUGGAGAAAGAGAAGAGAGAGGAAGAGGAGGAGGAAGAGGAGGAUGAGGAUCAUUUCCGUCACCGCCGGCUCACAGGCGACUCCGGCAUCGAAGUGUGCCGCUGCCAAGUGAAGAGCGAGGAAGAAGAUGUGGAGAAGAAGGUGGAAAAAGAUCAAGUUGGAGGAGGGGAUGGAGAGGAGGGGGCGGAUUCCCUCCAUGACAGUGUGGACUGUUCCCUCCGAGCGCAACAGGUCUCCCAGUGUGGCCACGCCUCCUCGGCCAUCCCCAGUGGCGGGGACGCCUUCAUCACCGUGGAGUCGUCAUGAGGACAGCCAAUGAGGGCCAAAUAAUUUGGUCAGGUGACCAAAACUCACUUGACUGACAACAAAUGGAGCCAAUGGAGCUUAAAAGUGUUUACUUUGACCCAGUAGCACCCCCUACUGUUCAAACCAGGAAGGAAGCCAAGGCCCACAUCAACUAGUAUGGGCCUGCUUGUGUUAACGGCUUACUGUAGUAAUGUGAAGUCACCAUAGUAACACAGAGGAAGAGGAUCAUCACAGCCUUCUAAUUGAAAGGAGGAAGGAAGUCGUUACAGUGGGAGUCGGACAGUUUAUCUGUGUUGAUCUUUCUGACGGUCAUUAUCAUUCUGUCCCGCUGCGCUGCCACCGGGAACAAAGACACCUUUUAUCAUUUCUCAAAGUGCAGAAACCAAUGCUGCAGUGAAACUGCUAAUUAUACUCUCUCUCGCUCUCUCUUUCUGUCUCUCUGUCUUUCUGUCUCUCUCUCCCUCUCUCCCUUUCUGUCUCUCUCUCUCCCUCUCUGUCUCUCUUUCAUCACAGGAAGAGGAGCAACAGCUGCAUGAGACAGUAUAAAGUCAGCAUAAUGUUCACACAGUCUCCCUCGCACACACACACACACACACACACACACACACACACACACACACACACACACACACACACACACACACACACACACACACACACACACACACACACACACACACACACACACACACACACACACACACACACACACACACACACACACACACACACACACACACACACACAAUGUUGACUGUCCACCUGCUGUGUCUGAAGCUCUGCUGCACCUGCCCUUUUGCUUUGCAAAAAUACCUCCCGCUUUCUUCCUCUCCCAUCCUUCCAUCAGAGUACUGUUAGCUCCUGUUCUCUUCUCCUCAUCUCCUCCUCUCCCAUCCUUCCAUCAGAGUACUGUUAGCUCCUCUUCUCUUCUCCUCCUCUCCUCCUCUCCCAUCCUCCCAUCAGAGUACUGUUAGCUCCUCUU
Oncorhynchus gorbuscha (pink salmon) is the source of this 2882-nucleotide messenger RNA. Its product is annotated as proline-, glutamic acid- and leucine-rich protein 1-like. Bases 344 to 1900 code for a protein of 518 amino acids. The transcript is spliced from 7 exons. The record is from RefSeq and is a predicted model, not a curated record. Lineage: Eukaryota; Metazoa; Chordata; Actinopteri; Salmoniformes; Salmonidae.